CGACCGAGUCUGAGCCUGACAAUCGACCGACCGACAAACCGCGCCGUGAUAACCGCCCUCGACAGCUUUAACCCUCAAUCGCAUUUCUCCUCCAGCUUAAGCAAUCUACAGCCCCGACAUGUCGGGAUACCCGGGCUACAACUCUGGCCGAUACGGCCCGCCGCAGCCUCAAUACCAGGGCAAUUAUUACCCACAGCAACCAUCCUACGGCGGAUAUCCUCAAGGCCAGCCUUCUCCCCAGCCGCCCUACGGCUAUCACCAACAACCGCCUCCCCAGCAACAAUACUACCAGCAACCCCCUCCUCAGCAGCCUCAGUAUGGCCAGUAUCAGCAGCACCCACCUCAGCCCAACUACCAAACACGACCUGGCGGUAGCGGCGGCCCUCCUCCUCCUCCCUCAGCACCUCAGCAGUUCGGCCACGGCGCCCCCAACAGCUAUGCCUUCAGAUAUUCCAACUGCACCGGCAGGAGAAAAGCCCUGUUGAUCGGAAUCAACUACUUUGGCCAGCGCGGCCAGCUGCGUGGCUGUAUCAAUGACGUCCGCAACAUGACUGCUUACCUUUCCGAGCAUUUUGGCUACAAGCGGGAGGACAUGGUGAUCCUUACAGAUGAUCAGCAGAACCCCAUGAGCCAGCCAACCAAACAAAACAUCUUGCGCGCCAUGCACUGGCUAGUCAAGGACGCCCGACCUAACGAUUCCUUGUUCUUCCACUACUCAGGUCAUGGUGGACAGACAAAGGAUCUCGACGGCGACGAAGACGAUGGUUACGAUGAGGUCAUUUACCCCGUCGACUUCCGACAGACGGGCCACAUUACCGACGACGAGAUGCACCGCAUCAUGGUUCGUCCCCUCCAGUCCGGUGUUCGCUUGACAGCCAUCUUCGACUCGUGCCACUCCGGUACCGCCCUCGACCUUCCCUACAUUUACUCGACACAGGGCAUCCUCAAGGAGCCCAACCUGGCCAAGGAAGCCGGUCAGGGCCUCCUGGGUGUCAUCUCCUCGUACAGCCAAGGCGACUUGGGCGGCGUCGCCAGCAACAUUUUUGGCUUCAUCAAGAAGGCCGCCAACGGCGACGAUGCCCGAGACCGCGCCCUCCGGACAAAGACGUCUCCGGCAGACGUUGUCAUGUGGUCUGGCAGCAAGGACGAUCAGACUUCUGCCGAUGCUACUAUCGCUUCUCAGGCCACCGGAGCCAUGUCGUGGGCCUUUGUUACGGCGCUUAAGAAGAACCCUCAGCAGAGCUACGUUCAGCUUCUCAACAGCAUCCGCGACGAGCUCUCAACACGCUACACUCAGAAGCCUCAGCUGUCUUGCAGUCACCCUCUCGACACGAACCUGCUGUUCGUCAUGUAAUGAGUAGGGAGUUUCCCUACCUAGGAGCAUCUCAAUGUAUCGCAGCCCUAAGCUAGGAGUAACCAUGAGCCAUAAGAAUCCUAUAUACUCUUACCUGACUCUUUUUUUCCUAAUUCCGAGGGGCUAAAAAGAGCCUAAGGGUUCAUCAUCCUUAUCAAUGCAUGGUGUUUUUAACAAUGGAGGGGAUUGAUUGACUGGUUGGACAAAGGCUGACUGAGCGACGUCUUGGAAUAUGAGGCCGGCGGGGUUUUUAUAACGAUGGGCGGCUGUUUGUAAAGCUUGGGUGUUUUUUGUUAGUUGUGUUUUUUUUUUGAUGACUUGUUUUGAUGUGUUUCUCAAGAUGGGUGUCGUCUUGUGGGCUCAUGUUUAUAUGGUUCGGUUCUCGUACAGCGAUGGAUGAAAAGAAAAAAAGACUCCAACAUUUUUUGAAUG
Fusarium vanettenii 77-13-4 is the source of this 1786-nucleotide messenger RNA. RefSeq lists its product as uncharacterized. Gene Ontology annotation, biological process: proteolysis. The record is from RefSeq and is a predicted model, not a curated record. Lineage: Eukaryota; Fungi; Ascomycota; Sordariomycetes; Hypocreales; Nectriaceae. The transcript has 6 exons. Gene Ontology annotation, molecular function: cysteine-type endopeptidase activity. Bases 119 to 1354 code for a protein of 411 amino acids.